AUGUAUACCUGCACCAAAUUUGUCUCCGCCUUUCCUCUGGUCAGGAGUGCCUCUCAGCUGCUGACCCAUCCAUUGUCUGCAGUGGUCCUGAAACAACCAGGAACACUGACAGAUGAUAACUUCAGCUGCUUGACAGCCCCACAUUCCUUGAUUUCAUUCAUCCCUAGUUGCAGCUUCCAAAUCAGAACUAUCUCAACGGAUAUUGACACAGCAGCUAAGUUCAUUGGGACUGGGGCUGCCACGGUUGGAGUGGCUGGCUCCGGAGCUAAGAUUGGGACUGUGUUUGGGAGCUUCAUCAUUGGUUAUGACAGGAAUACUUCUAUGAAGCAGCAACUCUUCUCCUACGCCAUUCUGGGCUUUGCCCUCUCAGAGACCAUGGGGCUCUUUUGCCAGAUGGUGGUCUUUCUGAUCCUCCUCACCAUGUGA
This is a messenger RNA of Elephantulus edwardii (Cape elephant shrew), 426 nucleotides long. RefSeq names its product ATP synthase F(0) complex subunit C2, mitochondrial-like. Gene Ontology annotation, biological process: proton transmembrane transport; proton motive force-driven ATP synthesis. The record is from RefSeq and is a predicted model, not a curated record. The transcript has a single exon. The coding region runs from base 1 to 426 and encodes 141 amino acids. NCBI's taxonomy places the organism in Eukaryota, Metazoa, Chordata, Mammalia, Macroscelidea, Macroscelididae. Gene Ontology annotation, molecular function: proton transmembrane transporter activity.